UAAAUCUACAUAUAUUGGAAUCGCCAAGGUCACAAAUGUGCCUAUUUACUGCGAACAAAAGACCCCUGUAAGUACCUAUUAUCGAUAUAAAAAAAUUCAUCAUACAUCCCUACUUAAGUAUUUUGUCAGCGGACAAGCUAGGGCAAUUUACUUAAGGUUCAAUUUCCAGCCGUUGGUAUUCGAAUUCCUAAAGCCAGGACCAAAGAUUACUACGGAGGAUAUUUUUAUUAAUCAAACAGUGCUUGAAACAAAUAAGAAUGAGAGGACACUAAACACCUUACAUUCAAUAAAGGGGCACUACAAGCACAUACGCACUUACUCGCACGGGUGUCUGGACGGAUUCCUGCGCGCGCAUUUAUUUCACGGAUCCUUCGACCCUCGGUAAAAAUCGCGCUGCCUCGGCCUCGGCCAGGACCGCUCUUGUUAAUUCGUAGAGUCGUAGAAGAGAUACGAUAUACUCUACCCAUCCCUUUCUGCGGUCGGAUGUCAUCGGCCGUUUGUAUAAUAGCUAUACAACUUACUCAUACCGCGUCUGUAGCUUGGGCGGGUCGGUUGUCGCGACUCGUCUCUUCGCGUGUGUUGUGAUUUCAAGUGUUGUGGGUGCUGCGCUGAGCCACCACUCGUUGGUCUCAGAUCCGGGCAAAGCCCAGCCGCAUCGCGGCGAACCGUUCCAGUUGUUUUUGAAUAGUGGAAAAUAAAAAAAAGUGUACUGUGAAGUGUCGAAGUGAUAAAAUGGCGUUUAUUGGAUUCACUGCCCUCGUGGCACUGGCCGCUAUAGGGUCAGUGCUAUGCGAGGACGAGACUAUAGGACCGAUAUUCAUGAAAGAACCGGCUAACCGAGUGGACUUCAGCAACACGACCGGAGCGACUGUUGAAUGUGCGGCGCGUGGAUCCCCGACCCCCGACAUCAUUUGGGUGCGAGCUGAUGGAACCGCUGUUGGUGAUGUCCCCGGAUUGCGACAGGUUCAGGCGAACGGAAACCUCCUCUUCCCGCCUUUCCGCGCCGAGGAUUACCGUCAAGAAGUUCAUGCUCAGGUUUACGCUUGUCUUGCACGCAACUCGGUCGGCACCAUUCAUUCCCGUGACGUCAACGUACGAGCCGUGGUAUCUCAGGCAUACGCCGUGAAUCUGAUGGAAGAAUACGUUUUGAGGGGCAAUAGCGCUAUUUUGAAAUGCCACAUACCAAGUUUUGUGUCUGAGUAUGUUUACGUCAUUUCUUGGAUAAUCAGCGAAGGCGAGGAGGAAAUUGACAUCAAACUAGAUUCAGCAAGUAAUGUUGACGAGGGUAAAUACCUUGUACUGCCAUCUGGAGAAUUGCAUAUUCGUGAUGUUGGACCCGAGGAUGGAUACAAAUCAUACCAAUGUAGAACAAAGCACAGGCUUACUGGUGAAACCCGACUAUCUGCGACCAAGGGACGACUUGUCAUUACCGAACCAACAAAUAAAAUUCCGCCACGAAAGGAUUCUACUAAACAUUUUGAGGGGUGGGAAGUGUUCACCGUGGCUCAAAAGGACGUGGCGUACUUAACAUGUCAAGUUGCCGCUUACCCGGCGCCCGUGUUUAGAUGGUACAAGUUUAUUGAAGGCACGACUAGGAAGCAACCCGUUACUCUUGAUGACCGAGUGAAACAAGUGUCUGGAACUUUGAUUAUUAAAGAGGCUAAAGUUGAAGAUUCUGGAAAGUACUUGUGCGUUGUGAACAACUCUGUCGGAGGCGAAUCUGUUGAAACUGUACUAACUGUGACUGCGCCACUGAAGGCUACUGUCGAACCAGCCACUCAAACUGUUGAUUUUGGAAGACCCGCCGUAUUUACCUGCAGAUAUGAAGGCAACCCUGUCAAGACUAUUACCUGGCUUAAGGAUGGCAAGGAUAUGAAACAUCACGACGCUACUUUGAGGAUUGAAUCGGUAAAGAAGGAAGACAAGGGUAUGUACCAGUGCUUCAUUAGGAACGAUCAAGAAAGUGCAGGAGCUAGCGCGGAACUUAAACUCGGCGGACGAUUCGAACCACCACUGAUCCGUCACAGCUUCGGCGAACAGACCUUCCGCUCCGGCCCCUCUCUCCGUCUGAAAUGCGUCGCAUCUGGCAACCCCACUCCCGACAUUGCUUGGCUCUUGGACGGUGACAAACUGAACAGCGGCGAACGUCUCCAGAUCGGGCAAUUUGUAACUGCUGAUGGCAACGUUGAAUCUCACUUGAACAUUUCUUCCGUGCAUACUAACGAUGGUGGAUUGUACACGUGCAUCGCAUCUAGCAAGGUCGGCAGCGCAUCUCACUCGGCUCGCGUCAACGUCUACGGCUUGCCCUACGUGCGCCCCAUGAAGAAACGCCCCGUCGUCGCCGGAGACACCCUCAUCGUCCACUGCCCCGUUGCUGGCUACCCUAUUGACUCAAUUGUUUGGGAACGUGAUAACAGAGUACUCCCCAUCAACCGCAAACAGAAAGUAUUCCCCAACGGCACCCUCGUCAUUGAGAACGUUGAGCGCAUGAGCGACGAAGCGACCUACACCUGCGUGGCCAAGAACUCUCAGAGCUACACUGCUAAGGGAACUCUAGAAGUACAAGUCAUGGUUCCACCGUUGAUAAUGCCGUUCAAUUUCGGUGAGGUGCCAUUCAACCCAGGCGAUACAGCUUUAGUGAAUUGUGUCGCCACCAAGGGAGAUCUACCUCUCGAAAUCUCAUGGACGUUCAGCAGCGAAACCAUAGAUUCGACCCUUCAACGAGAUAUAACGACGAUGCCUUUAAACCCUCGCGCUUCGCUCCUCACCAUCAACUCCGUGAACGCAAACCACCAGGGAAACUACACUUGCAUCGUGCAGAACGCGGCCGGCCGCGCCGAAUAUGCAGCGACACUCGUCGUCAACGUACCCCCACGUUGGAUUCUCGAACCCACUGACAAGGCAUUUGCGCAAGGUUCUGAUGCUAAAGUUGAAUGCAAAGCCGAUGGGUUCCCCAAGCCCCAGGUUACAUGGAAGCGGGCUGAAGGUGAUACCCCUGGCGAUUACAAGGACCUUAAGCCAAACAACCCUAACGUAAAGGUUGAGGACGGAACUCUGAGCAUUGCUAACAUCCAAAAGACGAACGAGGGUUACUAUUUGUGCGAAGCUGUUAACGGAAUCGGAUCAGGAUUGUCUGCUGUUAUCCUUAUUAGCGUACAAGCUCCACCCCAAUUCGAGAUUAAGAUGAGGAACCAGACUGCCCGCCGAAGUGAACCCGCUGUACUUCAGUGCCAGGCUAAGGGAGAGAAGCCCAUCGGUAUCAUUUGGAACAUGAACAACAAACGCCUUGAGCCCAAAUCUGACCCCCGCUACACUAUUCGCGAAGAAAUCCUGCCCGGUGGUGUUGUAUCCGACCUUAGCAUCCGAAGGACUGAACGAUCUGACAGCGCUCUCUUCACUUGCGUCGCUACUAACGCUUUUGGCUCUGACGAUACCAGCAUCAACAUGAUCAUCCAAGAGGUUCCCGAAGCCCCAUACGGUUUGAAGGUAUUGGACAAAUCAGGACGGACCGUGCAACUGUCAUGGGCAGCACCUUACGAUGGCAACUCACCGAUCAAGAAGUUCCUCAUUGAAUACAAACGCGCUAAGGGCAACUGGGAAAAGGAUAUCGACAGGGUUCUUGUGCCUGGAGAUGCUAGCGAAGCCGGUGUGUUCAGCCUUCGACCAGCCACUGCCUACCACAUCAGGAUUGUCGCCGAAAACGAACUUGGAACUUCUGAGCCCUCUGAGACUGUUACCAUUAUCACCGCUGAGGAAGCACCCACUGGUCCCCCACAAGAUUGCAAAGUAGAUGCCGUUGACAAGCACACCCUCCGUGUCACCUGGAAGCCUCCCCCACCCCAGGACUGGAAUGGCGAACUCCAAGGAUACUAUGUUGGAUACAAACUGGCCUCAAGCAACAAGUCCUUUGUCUUUGAAACUGUUGACAUUUCUAAGGAGUCUGGCAAGGAACACCACUUGGACAUUCUUAACCUGAAGACUUACACUCAAUACUCGAUCGUCGUACAAGCUUUCAACAAGAUGGGAUCUGGCCCAGUAUCUGGUGAAGUCAAGGCUUACACUGCUGAAGGCGCACCCUCCGUUGCCCCACAAGACGUACUCUGCACCACUUUGACCGCUCAGACCAUCCGCGUUUCUUGGAUCUCCCCGCCCCUUGCCGCCGCUAACGGACUUAUCAAGGCAUACAAGGUUAUCUACGGACCUAGCGAAACCUGGUAUGAUGAAAAGACUAAGGACACCAAGAUCACUGCCAGCAGCGAGACCAUUCUUCACGGACUUAAGAAAUUCACCAACUAUUCCAUGGAAGUGCUUGCGACUACCAACGGAGGUGAUGGCGUACGAUCUGCUCCUAUCCACUGCCAGACUGAACAAGACGUUCCGGAAGCUCCGCGCGCUGUAAAGGCUCUAGUUAUGGGACAAGGCUCAAUUCUGGUUUCCUGGAGGCCUCCUGCGCAACCCAACGGUGUCGUCACUCACUACAACGUCUACACUCAAGCUCAGAACGCCGAACCUCAUCCUAACAAGGUCCCUGCCUCCCAAACUAGCUACUCUGCGACUGAACUGAAGGCCGGACGUUACGACUUCUGGGUUACCGCGUCUACCAUUAUUGGCGAAGGCCAGCCCUCAGCCACAGCAUCAUGCAGCCCUAGCGACAAAGUACCUGCUAAGAUUGCGUCAUUCGAUGAAUCGUUCACUGCCACUUACAAGGAAGAUGUUAAGCUGCCCUGCCUCGCCGUCGGUGUACCUCCUCCUAACAUUUUGUGGAAGGUAAAAGGCCAACCCUUGGAAGCAUCAGAACGCGUACGACAACUGCCCGAAGGAUCUCUGCAAAUUGCUGGUGUGGCUCGCGAGGAUGCCGGCGAAUACUCUUGCCAUGUCGACAACCAAUUUGGUACUGACACCGUCACACACACGCUCUCCGUUCUUGCUCCCCCCUUCCCACCUCAGCUGAGCAUCGCGUCGUCUUCCGUCUCCUCACUGACUCUGCGCCUGAAGCCUUCCGUAGAAGUGGACCAGUCGCCCGCCGCCGGAUACACCAUCCACUACAAACAGGAGUUUGGAGAUUGGGAAACUGUUCAGAUUCCAAGCACCACUGACACUUACACAUUGGAAAACCUGUUCUGCGGAUCCAGAUAUCAACUCUACGUCACGGCUUACAACGGUAUCGGUACUGGCGAGGCUUCUGAUGUAGUGAUCGCUCGCACCCGCGGCUCCAAGCCCCCAGUCCCCCGCGCCGCUGAUUUUAUCGAAGUUGGAAGCUCGUCCGUCACUCUGCAUCUCAAACAAUGGCUGGAUGGUGGCUGCCCCAUGAGUCAUUUCGUCGUUGAAAAUAAGAAGAAGGGCGCUGCUGAAUGGAACCAAAUCUCAAACGCUGUCAAGCCUGGUGGAAACUUCGUCGUUCUUGAUCUGGAACCCGCUACGUGGUAUGUGUUAAGGAUUACCGCUCACAACAACGCCGGAUUCAAUGUCGCUGAAUACGAAUUUGCAACCCUUACAAUGACCGGAGGAACCAUCGCUCCCUUGCCUGGCAAUUUCGACGGUGAUAAGGAACUGCCUCCCUGGGUCAAGGCUUGGUUAGAGCCUGAAGUGUUGGUACCGAUCCUGGCCACCAUUGUAGUGUUUAUUGUGGGUGUGGUGGUGAUCUGCCUCACGUUAGCUCGCAGGAACACCCCGCACCGCCUGCGAGGUCAGAAGGACACGUAUUACGAUGGAGUUUACAACGCAUCUCAGGCAGCUCUCGGCGGCGCUGGAGGAACUUUGGACAAGCGAGGUGGACUGCGCGACGAACUCGGCUACAUUGCCCCCCCUAACCGCAAGCUUCCCCCCGUACCCGGAUCUAACUACAACACCUGCGACCGUGUGAAGCGACAGGCUGUUAUUAUGGGCGCGCACUCGACGUGGGACCCGCGCCGCCACCACUACGAGCGCGUCCGCCGCCCCCGCCUGCGCCGCGCCGGCUCCGGCGACACCAUCUCCACAGGCAUGGAAGAUGAAAUCUGCCCCUACGCAACGUUCCACCUGUUAGGCUUCCGCGAGGAGAUGGACCCCAGCAAGGCUCUGGCGUUCCCCCACCACCACCCCGCUCACGCUGGAACACUGGCUCACCCCCACCCUCACCACCCUGCUCACUCACGCGCCGGAUCUCAGAGCAUGCCCCGUGCUAACAGCCGUUAUGCCCGCAAGAACUCACAAGGAGGACAAAGCGCUAUCUACUCGACCGCCCCCGAAUACGAUGACCCUGCUACCUGCGCUGAAGAAGACCAAUACCGUGCCCGUUAUUCCCGACCCAUGUAUGCUUGCGGUCCCGAGUACGAUGAGCCCGCAUGCUGCGCUCCUGAAGACGAACAAUACACCGGCGCUUAUGGCACUCCUUACUCUGAUCACUAUGGCUCUCGCCCUAGCAUUGGUAAGACUGUCAAAGGAACACGCAAGUGCGGCGGAUCCCCCGAGCCUCCCCCACCCCCACCACGCAACGCUAACAACGACAACAACUGCUCAUCUUCAUUCAACGAAAGCAAGGACUCGAACGAAAUCUCUGAAGCCGAAUGUGACCAACCCCGCAACUACCCCGUAAGGGCCCACACUGCCAAGGACGGCUUGCACAGCGAGGAAAUGAGGAAACUCAUUGACAGACCAGAAGCAACCACCCCAAUCCCCCAGCAAGCAGUCCACGGGCGGGGACUCACAGCCUACGAUACUGUGGCAGUGUAACCUGUAAAGCGGACCCGUGCCAGCGCACAGCGACACAUGCACUUUAAUUAUUAAUUUACUGGACCAUUACCAUCUUGCUGAAGUACCGCUCGCAAGCUUACGCUCAUUAUUUUCAAGAGUACAUUUUGAUUGCACUUUCGCUCAAUUAUUUAAUCUAACAUUCAGCAAGAUGGUGAUACUCGUGCCAAAUCUAAUCUUUCUUUACUAUUCAUUUGUGUGUCGCGUUUUUGUGUUGCUAAUUACUUUUAAAUUUACCCCAACUUAGUUGGCUGGACGUUUUUGUAUUAAGUUCUUAUCGUGUUUUAUUUCUUACUCUACCCCUGUAGUAAAGUUGCAGAGUUGGGUUAUGUACAAAUUAGUCUACCUUCCCUGAGUAGAGAAACCUAUGCGUCACUGUAGAAUUACCAUUUAAAAGCAGAAAAUUAUGGUUGUGGUAGUUAUCUCAAAUUGAUAUAUUUGCUUAAAUAGAUAAGUGACGCGUUUGUAUCCUGUCCAACACAUUAUAUAAUACACCUUCAUCCUACGUGACCAACUUUGAGAUCUUUACUACAGAACAUUCGGUAAUUUUAAUUGUAGUUCAACUUAUUUGUUCAGCUUAAUUUAAAGUGAGCUUCAGUGCGAAUCCAUCAGGUCUUGGGGUGUUUCGGUUUCGAUUUAAAUUAAGCUCAACAUGUAAUAAUGUAUGUGAUAUUUUGUAUUUUUAUCCCAUUUUUAAUUUUUACAUGGAAUAAUAUUGACGUAAACUUUAUUUAUACUCUUAGAAUGGUAAUAUUAGGUAACCACAACCGAACGGUUGUUACGAUGCUUCCUUUAACGUUAUUCGUUUUAAUUAUUCUCUUUUGUCAUUUUCGUUAUUGCCACGUCCUGAUUUGUGUCAAACAUAUUUGUUUUACGGUUUUGAUUCGCAUUUAUGCAUAUACUACUUAGGAUAAGUUUAGAUAUACAUUUCUUUACUAGUAAUUAAUCAACUUUUAAACAAAGUAAUAUGUAACCCGUAGCUAGUUAGUAACACGCGUUACGCAAUAUAACUAUUUAUAUAUCUAAAGGUAAUCAAUCUUAGACUACUUUAUAAUCUUAAUGGUGUAAUACAACAAACGCGUACCGUAAUAACGAACAGUUACCUAUUGAAACAGCAAAACCAUCAAACACGUAACAAAAACUGCUGACAUGGAAUUUAAAUUAAUCUUUUAAAAUAUUACUCUAGUACGUUAAGGUGCAUUUUUAAUAAUCAUAAUCGUAAUUUUAUCCUUCUAUACUAUUGCAGAUGACUAGGUGUAAGACACUCGUGUGUCAUUUUAUAGGUGUUUCCCAAUAUAUGUUGUGUAUUGUGGUGUAAGCUUCGCAAGUAGCAUUGUAGUUAGGUUUUCGCGACUUCCUAGCAACCAAUUCUUCUAUUAAACUUCCAUUUAGAAUUCGAUUUAAUGAAAAAUAUAGUUAAAAUUAAAUGUGAACAAAAUAAAUGAAAUUUAUUCAAAAUUAUACGAUUAAAUUUUUUACCAUAAUCUUAAUUGUAUUGGCAGCAAAGAGGUUAAUUGUUUAUGAUAUUUUCGCUUUUGUCGAUGUGCGUUUGGUUUGCGGCUAGUUUAAAGUAAGUUUCGUAAUUUUUAUGGCGAUACGACAUCGAUAACCACAGCUAACUAACUGUACCAAAGUGUUUGAUUUGUGUUAAAUAAACUACUCAAAUGUCAACUA
Messenger RNA from Trichoplusia ni (cabbage looper), 8403 nucleotides. RefSeq names its product Down syndrome cell adhesion molecule-like protein Dscam2 (gene Dscam1). The record is from RefSeq and is a predicted model, not a curated record. Gene Ontology annotation, molecular function: cell-cell adhesion mediator activity. Gene Ontology annotation, biological process: dendrite self-avoidance; homophilic cell-cell adhesion; axon guidance. The transcript is spliced from 41 exons. The coding region runs from base 733 to 6711 and encodes 1992 amino acids. Lineage: Eukaryota; Metazoa; Arthropoda; Insecta; Lepidoptera; Noctuidae. Gene Ontology annotation, cellular component: plasma membrane; axon.